GUGAGCGGUCGAACGAACCUGUGAUGAUGCGUCGUCCGCCAGGGAAGUGCACAACACCCUUUAUCCAGUCGGUGUGAGAAAGCAUCGGUAUUCCUUUUGACAGUAUCUGAAAUCGGAGUCAUGUGGUACCCGGAUAUAUCGCAUUUUGACACGUCUGAAACAUCAUCUCACAGCGGAUUGAAAUGUGUUUCUUAAUCUAUUUUGUGGUUUUAGGGUUGGGAUGUGUCGAGCACGCAAGAGGUUUGUGUCGAUGCCUACGGCCUGUCUCUCAGAUCGUGUCUGAAGCUAACCCCGGCGAGUUGCUCUGCUAUCGCAUCGAGAUUACCAGAAAAUGUUGCGACUCGUCAAGACAAAAUGUGUUGCGCAGUUUUUUCGGCCGCAUCUUUCUUUGUGAUCUAUACAUUUUGAUUUUCACUUUGGCCACUGGUCCUUUCAUCAUUUCCUCAUCGGAAACAACAUCACGAAACGGGAAGACUCGUACAGUAGCUCGACUUUGUAAUAGUACUGUGGGUGUCUAAUGUGGAUAAAUGGACUUGAGCCUGUGACCAUU
Molecule: messenger RNA, 550 nt
Organism: Suillus subalutaceus
Lineage: Eukaryota; Fungi; Basidiomycota; Agaricomycetes; Boletales; Suillaceae
Exons: 3
Coding region: 183-518 (111 amino acids)
Source: RefSeq, a predicted model, not a curated record